UUGCCGAGUAGCGGUGUUCGCGGAACAGAUGGAGCUGGUGAAUGGGAGAGGAUCGCAGAAUUGGCUGGCGGGGUGGAGGGGAUAACGGGGGACCCUCAACACCACAGCGGGGAAAGUACAGCUGAGUUUCGAUAGAUCCAGACGGAGUAAAUAAUUGCUCUUUGGAUUCGAAGUCUCCGGAUCGCAAAGAAGGGACCACUACGUUUCUGUUAGCUAACUAGGCCAAAAAGCCUCGCCAUAGAGUGGAUGUUUGAUCCCGGCUAUUGGUGGAAGAGUAACGUUAGAGCUCUAGUCAGCUAGCUUGCUAGGUAGCCGGCUUACUGCCUCUGAGGAAUAGAAAACCCAGAGUCAACCCAGAUAUUGGUGGUAGUGUGUUAGAAACUUCUUAAGUUUUUUAUUUUUUAUUUUACUGGAAUUUGUUGGACUGCCAACGGAGAUUCCAGAUUCCUUUAAGGUAAUGUUCGGAGCAACGGCUAACGUUAGCUAGCUAGCCUGCUAGCCAGCCAAGUUGACUGGAGUGUGCUUGUUGGCUUGUUUUUAAAUAAUGUAGCUAGUUGGCUGACUAGCUAACGAGCUAGGUGCAGAAUGGGCGAAUUAUCAGUAUUAGCUGCACUUUCGCAUAGUUUUAAACUGACAGAGAUCAACGGUAUUGCUUGUCUAGUCGCCUUGUUCUGAUUUUGAGGCGAGUCACAGCAUACUCGAACAAACAUCGAUCAGCAACCAGAUCAGAUCGCAGUAAUUCUAGCACGUCGCCCGAGCUUGUAAGAAAACCCUGAGAUGCACACAGGCAUGCACGUUUUAGAAUAUAAAAGGUCACUGAUAGCUUAUAACCCUUAAUGUAUUUGAAUACCCCCAUUCGUAAGAUUGAGCCUUAUGUAUUAACUGAAAGGAAUACUGUCACCUUCAUGGUUGAUGCAAUCUUGAAAAAAUAGUAAUUCCUUAAUCGGUUGUGGAGAGGGUUCUGCACACUCGCAGGACAGGACACUAGCUCAACAGUGUUUGGUCAGGUUAGUCGGUUCAGAAAUGGGGAACACGGUAUCUUGCUGUAUGUCUCCGGGCGGGAGCCCGAAGCUCCCACGGCAGUCAGACUCCGUAGAAGAUUACCAAGCCAACACCGACCUGAGCGAGGACACCGGCCCCUACCUGCAGCACAUCAGCGACAGAGAAGUGCCAGACGAUUUGGCGCACGAAUCCAACCCCUCGGACCACGCCCGUGCCAGCACCAUCUUCCUCAGCAAAUCCCAGACGGACGUGCGGGACAAAAGGAAAAGCAAUCACAUAAACCACUUCUCGCCCGGUGUCCUCUCUAAGAAGUACAGCUCCUGUUCGACCAUUUUCAUCGACGACAGCACGGUCAGCCAGCCCAACCUGAAGAGCACCAUCAAGUGCGUCACCUUCGCAAUAUACUACCACAUAAAGAACAGGGACUCGGACAGGUCGCUGGACAUUUUCGAUGAGAAGAUACACCCCUUAUCGAAGCGAUCCCCAUUGGUUACUGUCAGUGGCGGGGCUCUUGUUCUGCAGAGAGACCACGUCCCCGAGGACUACUCACGCACCGACCCGGAGCACAAACUCAUCUACCGCUUCGUCAGAACGCUCUUCAGCGCUGCCCAGCUCACUGCCGAGUGCGCCAUCGUCACCCUGGUGUACUUGGAGAGGCUGCUGACCUACGCAGAGCUGGACAUCUGUCCCUGUAACUGGAAGCGCAUGGUGCUGGGCGCCAUUUUACUGGCCUCCAAGGUGUGGGACGACCAGGCCGUGUGGAACGUGGACUACUGCCAGAUCCUCAAGGACAUCACCGUGGAGGACAUGAACGAGAUGGAGAGACACUUCCUGGAGCUGCUGCAGUUCAACAUCAACGUCCCGGCCAGCGUCUACGCCAAGUACUACUUCGACCUGCGCUCCCUUGCCGACGACAACAACCUGAGCUUCCCUCUGGAGCCCCUCAGCAACCAACGUGCGCAGAAGCUGGAGGCCAUCUCCCGGCUCUGUGAGGACAAGUACAAGGACCUGAGCAAAGCGUCCAUGAGACGCUCCCUCAGCGCCGACAACCUGCUCAACUCCCGCCAAUCGCACGCCGUGCUCUCAUAGGUCCUCUCCGACCUCUGACCCCGAGCCAGAGACGUUACGCCACCGGAACCCGCUCCCACACCCCUCCCCCUCCUCCAACGGUGUGGAACCCCGAAGAACAGAGCGAGCGAGAGACUGAUUUUGUUUUUGAGGUUGUUUUUUUUAUUUUCUUUUUUUCUCUCUCCCCCCUUUUGUUUUUUUUGCUUACUAUGUAGGCUACUAGCUGUGAAAUUUGUCAGUUUUUAAUUAACUGAAAUUAUUUGCAGAUGGAGUAUUUUAAAUAAACACUAAUCAUAACUGA
Conger conger (European conger) is the source of this 2371-nucleotide messenger RNA. Its product is annotated as cyclin-Y-like protein 1. Gene Ontology annotation, biological process: regulation of cyclin-dependent protein serine/threonine kinase activity; regulation of canonical Wnt signaling pathway. Bases 1024 to 2091 code for a protein of 355 amino acids. Gene Ontology annotation, molecular function: protein kinase binding; cyclin-dependent protein serine/threonine kinase activator activity. The record is from RefSeq and is a predicted model, not a curated record. Gene Ontology annotation, cellular component: plasma membrane. The transcript is spliced from 10 exons. Lineage: Eukaryota; Metazoa; Chordata; Actinopteri; Anguilliformes; Congridae.